AUGAAUGAUAUGAAUUUCUAUCCAGAGACGAGUAUGGGUUUUCGACCUAAUCAUCGUCCAUUAUCACCCAAUUUAACUCUCAAUUCACCUAUAAAUUCUCAACGACCACGUCUUCCACCACAUAUUGCUGAAGAAAUGUUACGUUCAUCACCAUCGGAAAAUUCAUUAACCAAUAGUGCAAAUGAUAAUUUAUCAUCAUCAUUAAGCCAAAAACUUUCAUUACCAUCAUUUCUUCAAAGUCCAACACGUUUUAUACAACAAUUACCAGCAUCACCAGCUAGUCUUUUAUUAAAUCCUUUAAUUAAAAAAAACGAUAAUGAACAAACAAAAUUAUCAUUAAAUAAUGAUGAUGAUGAAACAAAUUUAAUUGAACAAAUUGAUGAUUAUUUUAUUCGACGUCGACAAUAUUUACAACAUAAUAUUGAUGUUUCACUUAAUAUUAGUAAAUGGGUACUUGAAAAUCUUAUUUUCUAUUCAGUUGAAACAUUAAGACGUCAAGCUCAAAUUCAAAGUGAAUCAUCACGUGCCCAUUUAACACCAUUAUCUGCUAUAAGAAUGGUUUAUACAAUGAAAUAUCAACAAGGUAGUGGAGUAUUAUGGAAAGGUUGUUUUAGUUCUCUUAUAUUAACAACAAUGGAAACAAUAUCAAAUAAUUUAAUUGAUGAAAUAGCUCCAUUAAAUAAUACAUCAUUAAGAAUAAAACAUAUACUAUUAAAAGCAAUUAGUUCAUUUCUACUUAUACCUAUGUAUUCAGUUCAUCUUCUUCGAUCUGUUCAAUCGGAUUUAACAAUUGUUAAUCAUUGGUCACCAUUAACAAUUUUUAUUGAACCAUUUCAACGUUUACUUGGAAUUAAAACUGGUUUUUAUGCACGUGCAUUUCCAUUAUGGUAUCUUAUAUCAUUAAGUUUACCUUAUUUUGUUGGACGACAUGCAUUACAAUAUUUUCUUAAUCAUCAUUUUUUAAGAUUUCGAGAAGAAAAUUUUCAUAAAAAAGAUCAAUUAAUAAAUUUAAAUACAAAACAAUUCGAAACAAUUGAUGAUAUUGAAUGUCAACUUAUUGAUACAAUACCAAAUCUAGUCGAUCGGUCAUUUUUACGUAUAGAAGCAAAUAUAUUAUCUGUUUUUCUAUCAAAUUUUUUACUUUAUCCAUAUGAAACUAUACUUAAUCGUUUAUUUGUACAAGGAACACGAACAAUUGUUGAUAAUCUUGAUACAACAAAUGUUGGUUGUAUUGCAAUAAAUACACGUUAUUUAGGUUUGUUUGAUUGUUGUCGAACAAUAAUUGAAACAGAAGGAACAUGGGGACGUGGAUUUUUUAAAGGUAUUGGCUUUUUAAUGCUUAAAUUUGGUUUAAUUUAUACAAGUGCAUAUUGUUUAAAAAUUCUUAUUGAACGAUUAGCUAUUAUUUAUACACAAAAUACAAGUGAAUUAAGUAAAUUUCAUCAUUAUGUUAUAUCAAAACAACAACAAGAACCACAGCAUGAAUCAUCACAACAAACACGUGUAUCACAAGAAGCAAGUACGGGCACAUCGUUUUCAUCACAGACGGAAAUAAGUCAAUCAGGUGGUAGUACAACAAUAAAUACUGCUACUGUCAGUUCAUCCGUACCUGUUACUUUUUCAAGCCAGUCAUCCUCAUAUACAGGUUCUUCGCAAGAAAUAAGCACUGGAGCAUCUUUCUCGGCACAAACGGAAACAAGUCAAUCAAGUGGUAGUACAACAAUAAAUACCGCUACUAUCGGUUCAUCCACACCUGUUACUUUUUCAAGUCAAGCAUCCUUGUAUACAGGUGCUUCUCAAGAAAUUAGCACUGGGGCAUCUUUGCCAACACAGACGGAAACAAGUCAGUCAAGCGGUAGUACAGAAGUAAAUACCGCUACUGUUCUAUCAACUUCACCAAUAAGCUUGUCAAGUGAAUCAUCUCAACAUACACGUGUCUCACAAGAAGCAAGUACGGGCACAUCGUUUUCAUCACAGACGGAAAUAAGUCAAUCAGGUGAUAGUACAACAAUAAAUACUGCUACUGUCAGUUCAUCCGCACCUGUUACUUUUUCAAGUCAAUCAUCCUCAUAUACAGGUGCUUCGCAAGAAAUUAGCACUGGAGCAUCUUUCUCGGCACAAACGGAAACAAGUCAAACAAGUGGUAGUACAACAAUAAAUACCGCUAGUGUUCCAUCAACUUCACCAAUUAUCUUGUCAAGCCAGUCAUCCUCAUAUACAGGUUCUUCGCAAGAAAUAAGCACUGGAGCAUCUUUCUCGGCACAAACGGAAACAAGUCAAUCAAGUGGUAGUCCAACAAUAAAUACCGCUACUGUCGGUUCAUCCGCACCUGUUACUUUUUCAAGUCAAUCAUCCUUAUAUACAGGUGCUUCUCAAGAAAGUGGCACUGGGGCAUCGUUGCCAACACAGACGGAAACAAGUCAGUCAAGCGGUAGUACAGCAGUAAAUACCGCUACUGUUCCACCAACUUCAGCUGUUACAUUCUCCACACCAUCAGUAACUUAUGCAAGUGUCUCUCAAGAAUCGAGCUCUGGGAUGUCUUUCUCGUCGCAAACAGGAACAAGUCAAUUUGUGACGUCUGGUAGUGAAGGAAGUAGUGGGAUUAUCGCUUCUGUUACACAAACCCCGAGUUCAUCAGCAAUUCCAGACAUAAGUUUGUCAACCGCAGCUUCAACUGGUUCCGUCAGUACUCCAACAACCAUUUUUACCGAAUCGACAACUGUUGCAACAAGUACUGGCAUUUUUACGAGCUCCUCUAGUACUAUUUUAAGUUCAAGUGCUAUUGAGAAUGUAACUGUCGUCAGUAGUAUAUCAACACCUACGGUAGAAGUUACUACUCAGGUUACUCUAACAUCAAGUGCAAGUAGUUCAAGUGUAGUUACGACAACGGCAAUAUCUCAGACGGUUACUUCUAUAAGAACCGGUACUAGCGUGACUAGUACAACAGCCACAAGUUUUGUUACUUCAGAAACAUCAGCCAACACAAGUUCCACCACAUCGACAACCGCUUCAACUUCCACAACACCUGCCGCAGAAAAUUUGAUAUUUACAGUUUUGAGCACACAAUCUUUCGAUCCAAAUAAUAGUACUCUUGUAGAGACACUUCGACGAGGAUUAUCUGCUGUUAUAAAUUUCGGCUUUUUGUGCUUUAAUAAUCCAUUCAAUCAAGAAUGUUCACAAUUAUCGCGACGUAAACGUCAAACGAAUCAGAAUUAUCUAAUUGAAAUAAUUCCACCCGUAACUUUGCUUUCUGAUGCGAACACUUACCCAAAAACAUAUAGAGUAUAUUAUACUGUCACUGAUUUAAGUACAAAUAAAUCAGUAUCAGCUGCUGCUGUUCAAAGUGCCACUGAUAAAUUAACAAAUACUCAAAAAGUCACUUUGCUUGGUUUUAUAUUUGAGGGUAAUUUAAUACAAAGUCCAAAUAUUUCGCAUACAGUGUCAACUCCAACAACUGAUAGUAAAUUAUGGAUAAUUGGUGCUGUUCUUGGACCAAUAGCUUUUGUUUUAUUACUUAUCAUUUUGUUUUGUUUUAUUUAUGCAAGAUGUAGAAAACAAGGAAAUAAUCAAUCCACUGCUGAAGCUGUUUACAAUAUUCCACAAAUAUCAUCUCGUGCAUCAAAUUAUCAAACAGCUUCAAAUGAACUUCGACAAGAACAAGCUACACCUCUUAAUAAUGUUCGCGUAUUAACUCAAAAUGAUAUUUUACUUGGUAAUACGGCAUCAUCCAAACAAUUACCACCGAUUAAAUCACAAACAGCGUCAAAUAAUAUGCCACAAUAUCCUGUAUCAGUUGAUAUACCAAUGCAAGAAACACGCCAUCUUAAUGAUGUUGAACAUUGGAGAAAUAAACUUCGUUUACAAGAAAAAUUUGAACAACAUUAUGCUGAUCCAUUAAAUGAUCUUGAUCAAGUUUAUCAUUCAUCUGUACCGAGAACAACAACACCUCUUACAAAUCGUUCUCGUACAUAUCAAUAUAAUAAUCCAGUUUUUGAAUCUGAUGCACCACAAACAUCGGAAAAUGAAGUUGGACGAGCAAGAUUACAUCAUUUAUUAGAUGAAGUACUUGAUCAAGCUGAACCACCCAAUCAACCAUAUGCUACAGAUUCUGUAAAUGAACAACAAAGACAACGUCGACAACGACGUCGUAUUCAUUCAACAUCUUACGAUCCAAGAAAUACACGUAUAAUCAAUGAUAAUGAACAAAUUUAUCAUACACCUAUUAUGCCACGAGUAUCUGAACGUCCUGAUUCGAAUCUUCUACGUCUUCAUUAUGAUCCAUAUGAAGCUGGUGAUCGUAUACAUGAUAUUGAACAUUCUAUGCCUGUUGUAUUUAAACCUAAAUAUCCAUCGGAUGAUAAUGAUAUAAGAAAAUAUUAUUCUACAUCAUCUUUUCGUUCAAAUCAACCGUUAUUUUAUGAUGAUUCAACAUUAAAUAAUCGAGACAGAAUAACAACAAUGGAUCCAUAUGGUAGUCAAAACCGUCAAGCUCGUACACGUAUUGAAACUGAUCGUGAAUUUAUGAUGCGUCCGAAUCGUGAUCAUAUUGGACAACGUCAACAUAAAUUUGAUAAUGAUGUUGUUUAUAUUGAUACAAUGCCUAAACAUCGAGAUGAUACACGAGUGCCAAUACAUGAUGCAUGGACAGAGAGCAAUGAUAAUACUAAUGAUCAAUUGUUUCAUUUAAAUCCAUCAGAUUUAAAUAAACGUCAUGAUUAUCGUGAUGAAUAUAUGUUGGCUAAACAAAGUGUUGUAAAUACAAAAAAUUUAGUAUCAGCUAUACAUGAUGAUUUACAACAAAUUGUUUUUGAUCAAUCAUCUGAUAGCCAUUAUGUGUGA
This is a messenger RNA of Rotaria sp. Silwood2, 4839 nucleotides long. The record is from the annotation of a GenBank genome assembly. NCBI's taxonomy places the organism in Eukaryota, Metazoa, Rotifera, Eurotatoria, Philodinida, Philodinidae.